AUGAAGACAUCCACCAUCGCAGCCAUCACCCUCCCGGUCCUCGCAGCAGGAGCCAACCUUCAACCUCGCCAAACGGACCAGGCCACAACCGCAUGCCCUUCGCUAUGGUCUGCCGUGCUCACCUCCGCACCGCCGUUCCCGACCCCCGUGCAAGAGUACCGCAGUUCGAUUUCAGCCCGCAUGACCGACGUGUGCAUGUCGUUUGGAGACCCGGACAUGCCAGAGUCGGUGCUGACGGCGCUCGCCAGCUACCAGGACACCUUCUCGGACUACAUCUCCAAGGACCGUCAGGCGUCGAGCGCCUACAAGCUCUGCUCAGAUUGGCUGAACCAGCCGAUCUUGCUGACGGAUACGUCGCAGAUCGCGUCGUCAAAGUCGCGCAUGUCGGCGUACGAGUCUUGUCGAGAGAAUGGCAAGCUGAGCACGUGGUGGACUAGCUCGCCGGCCACGACGACGCAGACCAGUGCUGCCAACAGUGUCGCCACAACUGCUGCGACCACUGGAGGUAGCGCUACCAACGCCGGUCAGACGGCUGCGACGUCGGCGCCUGCUGGUGGGGCUGCUGCUCGAGGCACUCCCAUUGCAGCCGUGUCCAUGGUGGUUGCGGUUGCGUUUGGGAGUCUUGUGGCCUGGAUGUAG
This is a messenger RNA of Pyricularia grisea, 639 nucleotides long. RefSeq lists its product as uncharacterized. The transcript has a single exon. NCBI's taxonomy places the organism in Eukaryota, Fungi, Ascomycota, Sordariomycetes, Magnaporthales, Pyriculariaceae. The record is from RefSeq and is a predicted model, not a curated record. Bases 1 to 639 code for a protein of 212 amino acids.